Astrephomene gubernaculifera is the source of this 661-nucleotide messenger RNA. The record is from the annotation of a GenBank genome assembly. NCBI's taxonomy places the organism in Eukaryota, Viridiplantae, Chlorophyta, Chlorophyceae, Chlamydomonadales, Astrephomenaceae.
GCUCCCAUUGCAUUCUAUAGGCAUUGUUCCUCAGUGCAGUAGGUAGGGUCUGCCAAGAAUACUGCUACCUGCGCAGGAUGACGUUUCGAGCAGUAUGCCUGCUCGAUGGACAGGGCUUACAUGAAGCGCUAGAAGCUACCCAUGACUUCGUAAACGCCCUCUCAAUGCUACCACACCGCCCCUUCGAAAGUCUGCAAGCAAUUGUCACCCAUGGGUCGCCAUUGGUGCUUGCGGAGGCUUUGGCGCUCUCCGCUGCACUGGUCUGCUGGUUGUGGUACUUGCUGACCAGGAAUUGCUCGCACGUCGACCGUAUGUGGUCCAUCCUACCGCCCAUCUACGUCGCCAUCUUUGCGCGCGACGACCUCGCCGCAGCAGCAACCGCUGCCGUACGACACCUCAGCGGCAGCGACAGCACCUCCUUCUCCUCCUCUACCGUUGCAAGCGGCGGCAGUAGCAGUUCCGCACCCCUGCUGCUACAGCCACUGCUGCUACAGCCCCUGCUGCUACAGCGGCUACCGGGACUGGCUGCAGCGCUAGCAGCCUCGGGUGCGGACCCGCGGCUGCUGCUGGCUACGGCGCUUGCUGCGGUGUGGGGCUGUCGGUUGACGUACAACUUUUGGCGCAAGGGCGGCUACAACCUGCGCUACGAGGACUACAGGUG